This is a messenger RNA of Chrysochloris asiatica (Cape golden mole), 2271 nucleotides long. RefSeq names its product cartilage oligomeric matrix protein (gene COMP). Bases 1 to 2271 code for a protein of 756 amino acids. Lineage: Eukaryota; Metazoa; Chordata; Mammalia; Afrosoricida; Chrysochloridae. Gene Ontology annotation, molecular function: calcium ion binding. The record is from RefSeq and is a predicted model, not a curated record. Gene Ontology annotation, cellular component: extracellular region. Gene Ontology annotation, biological process: cell adhesion. The transcript has 19 exons.
AUGGCCCAUGCCGCCGCCUGCGUUCUCUUGCUCGCCCUCGGAGCCCUUGGCGCAUCUGGCCAGGGCCAAAUCCCACUGAGCUCAGACCUGGCCCCACAGAUGCUUCGCGAGCUUCGAGAGACCAAUGCAGCGCUGCAGGACGUGCGGGAACUGCUGAGGCAGCAGGUCAAGGAGAUCACGUUCCUUAAGAACACCGUGAUGGAGUGCGAUGCGUGCGGAAUGCAGCCUGCGCGCACCCCAGGUCUGAGCGUGCGACCCCUACCCCGCUGUGCACCCGGCACGUGUUUUCCCGGCGUAGUUUGCACGGAGACGGCGAGCGGCGCGCGCUGCGGCCCCUGUCCCGCGGGCUACACUGGCAACGGCUCGCACUGCGCAGACAUCAACGAGUGUAACGCCCAUCCCUGCUUUCCCCGUGUCCGCUGCAUCAACACCAGUCCCGGUUUCCGCUGCGAGGCCUGCCCGCCGGGGUACAGCGGCACCGCACACGAGGGCGUGGGAAUGGCUUUCGCCAAGGCCAACAAGCAGGUGUGCACGGACAUUAACGAGUGUGAGACCGGGCAGCAUAACUGCGUCCCCAACUCCGUGUGCGUCAACACGCGGGGUUCCUUCCAGUGCGGCGCGUGCCUGCCAGGCUUCGUGGGUGACCAGGUGUCCGGUUGCCAGCGGGGUUCUCAGCGUUCCUGCCCCGAUGGUACGCCUAGUCCAUGCCACGAAAAGGCCGACUGUGUCUUGGAGCGCGACGGUUCUCGGUCGUGCGUGUGUGCCAUCGGCUGGGCAGGUAACGGGCUCCUCUGUGGCCGCGACACCGACCUCGACGGCUUCCCGGACGAGAAGCUUCGCUGCUCCGAGCGCCACUGCCGCAAGGACAACUGUGUCACCGUGCCCAAUUCAGGGCAGGAAGACGUGGACCGCGACGGCAUCGGAGACGCCUGCGACCCGGAUGCUGACGGAGAUGGGGUCCCCAACGAGGAGGACAACUGCCCGCUGGUACGGAACCCAGACCAACGCAACUCAGACGGCGAUAAGUGGGGUGACGCUUGUGAUAACUGCCGAUCCCAGAAAAAUGAUGACCAGAAGGACACGGAUCAGGAUGGCAAGGGCGAUGCUUGCGACGAUGACAUUGACGGCGACCGUAUUCGAAACACCAUGGACAACUGCCCCAGAGUGCCCAAUGCCAACCAGAAGGAUAGUGAUGGUGACGGCAUAGGGGAUGCCUGUGAUAACUGUCCCCAGAAGACCAAUCCUGACCAGAGAGAUGUGGACCACGACUUUGUGGGAGAUGCUUGUGACAGCGACCAAGACCAGGAUGGGGAUGGACACCAGGACUCGAGAGACAACUGCCCCACGGUGCCCAACAGUGCUCAGCAGGACUCUGACCGCGAUGGCCAGGGUGAUGCCUGUGACGAUGACGACGACAAUGAUGGAGUCCCGGACAGUCGUGACAACUGCCGCGUGGUGCCCAACCCCGGCCAGGAGGAUUCUGACAGGGAUGGUGUUGGGGACGCGUGCCAGGGCGACUUUGAUGCUGAUAAGGUGGUGGACAAGAUCGACGUGUGCCCAGAGAACGCGGAGGUCACCCUCACCGACUUUCGGGCUUUCCAGACGGUUGUGCUGGACCCUGAGGGCGACGCACAGAUUGAUCCCAACUGGGUGGUGCUCAACCAGGGCAUGGAGAUUGUGCAGACGAUGAACAGCGACCCUGGCCUGGCUGUGGGUUACACAGCCUUCAACGGCGUGGACUUUGAGGGCACGUUCCACGUGAACACAGCCACAGACGACGACUACGCGGGCUUCAUCUUCGGGUACCAGGACAGCUCCAGUUUCUACGUGGUCAUGUGGAAGCAGAUGGAGCAGACGUACUGGCAGGCAAAUCCAUUCCGCGCUGUGGCCGAGCCGGGCAUCCAGCUCAAGGCCGUGAAGUCGUCCACGGGCCCCGGAGAACAGCUGAGGAAUGCACUGUGGCACACGGGGGACACAGCAUCGCAGGUGCGGCUACUGUGGAAAGACCCCCGCAACGUUGGCUGGAAGGACAAGACGUCCUACCGCUGGUUCCUGCAGCACCGGCCCCAAGUGGGCUACAUCAGGGUGCGAUUCUACGAGGGUCCGGAGCUGGUGGCUGACAGCAACGUGGUAUUGGAUACUACUAUGAGGGGCGGCCGCUUGGGAGUUUUCUGCUUCUCCCAGGAAAACAUCAUCUGGGCAAACUUACGGUACCGCUGUAACGACACCAUCCCAGAGGACUACGAGGCCCAACGACUGAGGAGCGCCUAG